Molecule: messenger RNA, 1445 nt
Organism: Formica exsecta
Lineage: Eukaryota; Metazoa; Arthropoda; Insecta; Hymenoptera; Formicidae
Gene: POLDIP2
Product: polymerase delta-interacting protein 2
Exons: 6
Coding region: 237-1241 (334 amino acids)
Biological process (GO): error-free translesion synthesis
Cellular component (GO): nucleus; mitochondrial nucleoid
Molecular function (GO): DNA binding
Source: RefSeq, a predicted model, not a curated record
CACACACACCGAACACACACACACACACACCGAACACACACACACACACACCGAACACACACACACACAACACACAUGUCAACGAUAUAUAAACAGUAUAACCUCCGGUAUUUCGAGAUGCUUGGAAUAAAUCAGUAGAAAUGUCAAUACAGCAGCCACAGUUGCUCACAAUUUUCGAUCCAGCAACAUAAAUCUCAUCGGUUGCAUCAAGUAUCGGCAAUAUUUCCCGGCCAAAUAUGGAACUUAUGCGAAAUAUUAUUGGCCACAAACUGAGACGGUCGCUUCUGAAAGCGCCUGCAACACGCCUGCAACAUGCGCGAUAUGUCAGAUUGGCAGAAGUUGGUAAAUUGGAAACACCAAAGUUACAGGGAAAGUACGAGGCAGGUCAAAUGAUAUUUCACAGGAUCUUCAGUUAUCGAGGUGUGAUUCUAUUUCCAUGGUUGGCAAGAGUAUAUGACAGAGAUAUAUCCAACAAAAAGGAUGAAAAGAAUAAUUCCAACAAUGUUGACGACAAGGAUGUGAAAGGCAGAACACAUACAUUCUAUCAAGUUUUAAUUGAUCAACGUGAUUGUCCUUACAUACGUGCCCAAACAGAGGCAGUAACUUUUCUGGGCAAUCAUGAGAGUAGUCGCAGCUUAUAUGCUAUUCCUGGAUUAGAUUAUGUUGCUCAUGAAGAUGUAUUACCAUACACUACAAAUGAAAAAGUGGCACUACAACAUGAAUUGUUUGAUAAAUUUCUAAUUUAUCAUCCGGGUAAAGAACCAUGUUUUGUACCACAAGAAACUCUUCGAGCAUGGCAGAAAAAAAAUCAUCCAUGGCUUGAGUUGUCGGAUGUACAUAAAGAAACGACUGAAAAUAUUCGAGUUACUGUUAUACCAUUUUAUAUGGGUUGCAGGGAGAGCCAGGCCACUACUGUAUACUGGUGGCGUUAUUGUAUCCGACUAGAAAACUUAGGUGAAUUAAGUGUGCAGUUGCGUGAAAGGCAUUGGAGAAUAUUUAGCUUAUCAGGUACAUUAGAAACUGUUAGAGGAAGAGGUGUAGUGGGCCAAGAGCCUGUGCUAUCGAAAGCUUUGCCCGCUUUUCAAUAUAGCAGUCAUGUGAGUUUGCAAGCUCCGAGUGGUCACAUGUGGGGAACAUUUAGGAUGGAAAGAGAAGAUGGAUAUGCGUUUGAUUGUAGAAUACCACCAUUCUCUUUAGAAUCAAAAGCGGAAGAAUCAUCCACGCCUAAUGUAGAAAUUUAAUUUUUCAGAAGAAAACAGAAUGAAAUAAUUGUAAGCAAUGACUAGCUAGUUAAACAUAUAACAAUUGUUAGAUGGUGAUACUAUAGUUUCAAGUAUAAUCAGUGAAUGGAUAAACUUGACUAAGUGUAAAUUUUGUGAUAACUUUUGAAACCAGUUUCCACAAACCAAAUUUAAUAAAAUUAUAGUACAUAUUUUCUUUCAAAA